This is a messenger RNA of Argiope bruennichi, 1917 nucleotides long. RefSeq names its product homeobox protein Nkx-2.1-like (gene scro). Lineage: Eukaryota; Metazoa; Arthropoda; Arachnida; Araneae; Araneidae. Bases 373 to 1491 code for a protein of 372 amino acids. Gene Ontology annotation, molecular function: DNA-binding transcription factor activity, RNA polymerase II-specific; RNA polymerase II cis-regulatory region sequence-specific DNA binding. Gene Ontology annotation, biological process: cell differentiation; regulation of transcription by RNA polymerase II. The record is from RefSeq and is a predicted model, not a curated record. The transcript has 2 exons. Gene Ontology annotation, cellular component: nucleus.
ACUUGCAUUCUUUUUCCUCCGGAGAGAAAGAUAUAUCGGACGACGUGUGACACCGGAUCCGCGCAUGCGCUCUCGUGGAACGUCAACGACUCGCCAAGAGCCCAUUGGUCGUGCCGACCCCCCUUCUUCCCCACUUCACAUCGUAUCACGCACUCACACAUACGAGUAGGUCAGCCCCAGCGCAUGUAGUGCCGUCCCUGUAGACCUCGGUGUCAGUUUACUGCCAUCAAGCCGAAUUGCGAAGCGUUUUCAAGUAGGGAAGAGACCCGAUCCUGGAGCAUCCCCGGACACUCUUGAGGGGAAAGAAGAUCUCCAGUGACCCUGAACGGAGGGGGCACUUGUGGAGGGGCCGAGCUCUGGCGUUGUGAAGCAAUGUCCCUGAGUCCCAAACAUUCUACCCCGUUUUCCGUGACCGAUAUACUGAGCCCACUCGAGGAAAGCUACAAGAAGGCCGUCGCAGCCGCUGCAGCCGCGGCUGAGAAUUCAGGACUAGGUUCUGCCUACAGGAGUCCCCAGUCUCAAGCAGCCAUGAACGUGCCCGUCACCAACCCUUACAUGCACAUGUCCCAGCUCUCCCACCCCAACACCUUCCCUACCCAGUACUGCAACGGGACGGACAUCUCAGCGCAUUACGGGGACGUCCGGCAAUCAGCACCAGGAUGGUACAGCACCACUCCGGACCCGCGCUUCGCAAUUUCCCGCCUGAUGGGUUCCUCGACAGGCAUGUCGAUGUCCAACAUGAACAUGUCCAGUCUGAGUGCUUGCAGCGUUGCGGCUGCGGCGGCCGAACAAAAAGUGACCGGUGGUGGUGUCCAGUUCCCGUUGACCCAACGCCGCAAAAGACGCGUCCUCUUCACACAAGCCCAGGUCUAUGAGCUGGAGCGGCGGUUCAAGCAACAGAAGUACCUCUCCGCCCCCGAGAGGGAACACCUGGCCAGCCUGAUCCACCUCACUCCCACGCAGGUCAAGAUCUGGUUCCAGAACCACCGCUACAAGUGCAAGCGGCAAGCCAAAGAGAAAGCGAUGGCCGAGCAACAACAGUCCCAGUCUCAGUCCCCGCGAAAAGUAGCCGUGCCAGUGUUAGUUAAGGACGGCAAACCGUGCUCAGCGGGUUCUGGGGAGGACGACAGCGGCGAUAUGAUGCAGAGCGACGGCUUGCAGCAACAGUCCACGCCGCACCAACACGCACAGCAACCCCAACACCACCAGCCGCAAGUCUCCGUCGGUGGUGCCCACAGAAACAGCUGCCUCGGCGACUCGUGCGCGCAGAGCUCAGCGGCCGUGGCGGCGCGGGUACACGCCCUGGCCGCAGCGCAGCAGUCGUCGACGUGUUCCCUGAGCGGUGGGGGCUCGGCCGCAGCGGCGCUGCAGGGGGCGCUGAACGGCAUGAGCGGGUACGGACAGGCCGUAGCCGGUAAUCUCGAUCUUAGUGCUGUUACCAACGCCGCCAUGUGCCCUUCAUACUUACAAUUGCAAGGAAGGACUUGGUAAUAGCUGGACAUUGAGUGAAACGAUUGAAAAAUUAAGGAUGAAUUGUUGUACAUAAUUCUGAUGUAAUGACUGAGCGAGGAAGACUAUGUAAAUAAUACUCAUUUAGUGACAUUGGACAGUUAUUUUGAAAAUUUAAUCCUAAAACUGAAUUAUAAGUGCAUGCAUUUUUUUUUUUUUUCGUAAAUAAUCACAAAAUAAUUCAACAUACCAAUGAAAAGCUGGAAAUUUAAAGGGAUUUUUCUUGUAUAGUUUAAAGAAAAAUUUGUGAUCCCCCGAUCGAAUCACACUUUUUCAAACAAAUUUGUUUCUUGAAAUAUGAAUCAGUCAGGAGAGAGAAAUAAUAAAGAAAUAGAAAACAAUUCUUUAAAUACCAAUAAAAAAUGCACAAAUUACCUAGUGUAGUCAAAUAAAAUAUUUUUCACAUAU